Messenger RNA from Mytilus californianus (California mussel), 9948 nucleotides. RefSeq names its product transient receptor potential cation channel subfamily M member-like 2. NCBI's taxonomy places the organism in Eukaryota, Metazoa, Mollusca, Bivalvia, Mytilida, Mytilidae. Bases 236 to 4861 code for a protein of 1541 amino acids. The transcript has 29 exons. The record is from RefSeq and is a predicted model, not a curated record. Gene Ontology annotation, biological process: calcium ion transmembrane transport. Gene Ontology annotation, cellular component: membrane. Gene Ontology annotation, molecular function: ligand-gated calcium channel activity.
CCUACCAGGGCAACAACGACAAACGGUAAACAACCACAGAUACUAUAUAUUUGUAUACAGUGAAACACAAAACUCUACAAAAGCGACAACAAUUAUAUCGUCUUAAGAUAAAAAAAACCCCACCAAUUUUGAUUCUGCACUGUCACUGCUCGAACAGUUGACUGUUCCUUGGUACUGCCAGUGGGGAUAGUGGAGAAGAGUGAAGUACAAAAUGUAGUGACAAUCAUGUUGUAUAAUGAACAAUGAUGAUGACUACAGUAGGAAUUUCAGCAUUGGAUCAGAUCGUGAAUUAGAUAACUUGUCAACGAUCAGAAAUCUUGAUACAUCACAUAGUGACGUAGAAUUUAGGAAGACAAUGGACAGUUCUUCAUAUGAUAAACAUGGGGAAGGGAGAACUUCAAGAGAAGGUAGAGGUCCAAGAACUGGACAUUGGGCAUCAGAAUUUGGAACUGUGGCUGAAACACUGGAAUCACAUAAUCAAGAAGGAGCAGAUGAUACACCAGUGAGGAAGUUGAAACAAAAAAAUGUAACUAUAGGUCCAGUAGAGCGAGAGUAUUCUGAUGCCUAUUUGGAAAGCAAUUUACGUACUCCUCGUUAUAAUACACAUACUUCAUAUGAAGGAAUGUUGGAAAAUCUAGAUCCUGAAGAUCCAUUUGAUGGGGAUUAUACACCAUCAGGUAAACCAAAAUAUGAAAAGCGAAAAAAAUCAAAGAAAGAUAAAUCCCCAGAAGGACACACCAAAAUACCUGCACCUGCAAAAGAUGACAGUCAAAGAACACAAAAACAUCGGAGAAGUAAAAGGAAAAAAAAGGGACAAAGUUCUUUGGAGAGUACAAGUACUUUUACCAUUGAAGGCAAUACUAAUCAGUCAUUUAAGCUGACAGAGACUGAUAAAGCAUCUGUUAAAAGUAAUGGUACAUUUACUGUUCCAGAAAAAGGCUAUGGGAAGUCACCACGUUCUACGAGUCGUGCAUCUGCUGUUUUUAAUAGAUCAAGAAAAUCUAGACACUCAAAACGAACUAAAAUUGGGGUUGACAGGAAUAUCUUUAAGGACUUUGUGCAUGAGGCAAAUAUUAAGCAAAGAAGAUCAAAACACCUUAAGGAAUCAACACCAGGAUACAAACAUAUACCACACUUUCAUACAGACAGUACUCCUGAACUAUGUGAUUCCUUUGGAGAAAUUAUGUUUGUAGGUUAUGGCCAUGAUACUGACAAAUCACCAUACAUAAGAGUUUCACCUGACACAAAUCCAAAUAUAAUUUAUGAACUGAUGCUAAACAUAUGGGAGCUAAGUCAUCCUCAGUUGUUAAUAUCAGUGACAGGUGGUGCUAAAAGGUUUGAUCUGAAACCAAGGUUAGCUAAUAGAUUCAAAAGAGGUCUAAUGAAAGCAGCUAUUUCAACAGGUGCAUGGAUUGUGACUGGAGGUACAGGUACAGGAGUAAUGGAAUUUGUAGGGGAGGCUGUAAGGGACCAUUUUAUUACAUUUGGCAAACGUGACAAUAUUGUAGCACUUGGAGUACCAACCUGGGGAGCUGUGGCUGGCAGUGAGUCCUUAGAUGGAGAUGAUGAUCUAAAAGAUGGAUUAUUUCCUGCAGUAUAUAACAAACAUUUAGUAGAGUCUGCAACUGGAAAGAAAGUACCUUUAGACCAUAACCAUACCCACUUUAUACUGGUGGAUGAUGGAACAGACUCUAAAUUUGGAGGGGAAAUAGAAUUUCGCUCUAAACUUGAGGGCCAUAUAUCACAACAAGAAUGUAACCCAGAAUCAGAAACAUGUGUAUAUGUACCAGUAGUAAUGAUCAUUGUUGAAGGAGGUAUUAAUUCUAUGAAGACAGUAUGGCAGUCUAUAAGAAAUGAAGUUCCGGUGUUAGUUUUAGAUGGAUCAGGCAGAGCUGCUGAUUUUAUUGCUGAAGGUUAUAGACAGACACAAGUGGCAUCCUUAAAAAAUAGACAGACUGAAAAAAGUGCUUUUAGUGCAAAUUUUGAAGAAACAAUGGCAGUAGUUGCAGAGGAAUUAUUUGAAUGGAGACCCCAAGAUUUUUCUAAAAAAUCAGCUAUUAUAAGUGGUGCUAUUCGACAAUUAAGGGAAUGCUUGGAGAAGCGAAACAUGAUUCAUAUAUAUGACUUAGAAAAUGCUAAAGAGGAAAUGGAUGAGGCUAUCCUUCUGACUUUAUUCAAGGCUAAUAAGUCCAGUACAGAUGCCCAGUUAUCAUUAGCACUUACAUGGAACAGGAGUGACAUUGCUAAAAAUCAAAUCUUUAAAUUAGCAAGUAGAGAUAAAUGGCAGGAAAUGAAUCUUGAUGAUGGAAUGGUAAAGUCAUUGAUCCAGAACAGAACAGAAUUUGUCAAGUUAUUCUUGGAGAAUGCCACAGAUAUGGAACAGUUCUUAGAUAUCAACAAUCUGUGGAAUAUUUAUGCCAAUUGUAUGGUAGACAAGUCAGACAGGGCAGCCCAGCUUCUAAAAAAUCACAUGAUGUACAUAAAGCAAUCCUGGGGAGCUUAUUUCUGUUGCCGACCUUUAAGUACAUUCCUUGAACAGCCUCCAGAUUUACUGGUACAGAUUGGUAAAGUGAUUGUUCAUCUUCUGGGAGAUGAAGCUUUAAACCCUUACAAAGGAAGCAGCAGUUCAACUUACAUUGUAGGAAAUGUACUACCCAAAUUAGGAUAUAUAAAAACACAAGAAACAGAAAAAAGAAAACAUAUGGCCUUUUCCAAAAGAAGAUCUAAAAUGAAAGUUUAUUUUGAUAAUCCAAACAAAGAAUUAUUUCUAUGGGCAGUGAUGAUGAAUAGGAAAGAUAUAGCAAUGCUUUUCUGGAAACGUGGAAGAGAUUAUACAUGUUCGGCUCUGAUGGCCAGUGCUUUGACCAAAGCUUUAUCAAACAUAGCAGAUUCUGAUGAAGAUAUGGAGCUAAGCUUGUCAUACAUGGAAAAUUCUAAGUUUUAUGAGGGUCUAGCAUGUAGUUUGAUAACAGAGUGUUACAUACAGAACCGAUAUUUAGCCACAUCCAUGUUAGUACAGACAGUAGAACAGUAUGGUAAUACCACACAGUUUACGAUAGCUGAUGCUAAUGAGAUGAUGGAUUUCAUGGGACAAACAGCAUGUAUGGCUAAACUCAACAGUAUUUGGAAGGGUAGAAUGGCUCUUUAUACAUCUAACAUGAAGAUUAUCAUCAGCAUUUUUAUUCCAUUCCUGAUCCCUGCAAUUAAGUUUAUUACCAGUAAAGCUCCGGGGGAAGAUUUAGAAAGGGAGGAAGAAGAAAUAAUCGAGGAAGAAUGUAUGGCCAUGUCAGAAGAUCCUCAUGCCACGACAAAUAAAGUGACACCUGAAAACACAAUAGACUUUACAGAGAAAGAAUUGAAGCCAAAAAAACAUGGAAAAUUUUACAAAGUUGCCAUGUGUGCUUGUGGAAAUACUGAUGACACAAUCAGCAUACCUUAUGCCAUUUAUUACUUCUACACAGCACCUGUCACUAAAUUCUGGAUCUAUUUGAUUUCCUACCUGGUGUUUAUAGGAAUAUUUACAUUGUUUGUACUGACAGAUUUACAUGCUACAGAUGAUGGUGGAAUAUCUGUGUAUGAGUAUAUAACUUGGGGAUGGACAGUCACUAUGGUGACGGAGGAAGUCAGACAGAUACUGAUGAAAGAACAGUUAUCCCUAUUAUACAAACUACGCAGUUGGUGGGGCAGUGUGUGGAACAAGUUUGACUUGAUCAUGUAUAUAUUGUUUUUGUCCUCAUUUAUUAUGAGAUUCUCUCUGUCAAAGGAGGACUUCCUUUGGGCCAGGAUGACCUACAGUAUAACCUUAGCCAUGUAUAUCAUGAGGACAAUGCAGUUCUUUUUUGUGGAGAAAAAUAUUGGACCAAAAGUGAUUAUGAUCAGGAAAAUGAUCACAGAUAUACAGUUUUUCUUCAUGAUAUUAGCAGUAUUUGUGUUUAGUUUUGGGGUGACCUAUCAAGCCAACUUGUUUCCCAAUGCUCCACAAAGCUGGAGCCUUCUCAAGGAUAUUGUUUACCUACCAUAUUGGCAGAUGUAUGGGGAACUUUUCAUAGAAAACAUCGAAGGAUCAGAGCCAUCAUCAUGUACAGAUGAUCCUGCCUUAUACCUAAAUGGGACAAUGACUAGAUGUCCCCAACAGAAUGCCAUAGUGCCUUUACUCUUAGCUAUUUAUAUGGUGCUGACAAAUAUCUUAUUGGUUAAUCUAUUGAUUGCCAUGUUCUCAGACACCUUUCAGAAGGUCCAGGAUAAAUCUGAGCAAGUUUGGAAGUUUUACAAAUUUUCUCUGGUAUAUGAGUACUACGACAGACCUGCAUUAGUUCCACCAUUUAUUCUUCUGAACCAUAUAUUCAGAAUAGUCAGAAGUAUGAUUGUGAUGUGCUGUGGGAAGUUCCCUUAUUAUAAUGAUUUUAGACUGGAAAUGCAGGAUGAAGAAGACAUUGUUAGAUUACAUUUGUUUGAAAAGGAAGCUAUGGAGACUUAUAUGUAUGAAACUAAGCAAGCAAUGAGCAAUGAUCUUAACUUCCAGGUGUCUUCUACAUCAGAAAGAUUGGAGAGAGUUAUAGAUGAAUUAGAUAAAAUAAAAGAGAGUGUAUCACGCCACAGUAUGGAAGGAUCAGACAGCAAACCUCCACUAACUGCAAGAAAAUCUAACGUUUCAAACAUUGGGAUGUCCACUACAACAACAGCUUCUGUACAGGGACCGAAUAUACAAGAAAAGUUUGAUAAAUUAGCAUUCUAUGUGCAUGCAGAAGUUCAGGAUAUGACCAAAGCAAUGAGCAGAAUGGAGAAGUUGUUACUGGAUCUAAAGAAAAAUCAGCUACAGACACCAUCCUUAGAUAUUACAAAUCUUCAUCCAGAUACCUAGUAAUAAGGGCUUGAAGUUAAAAAUAAAACAUGUUGUACAUUAUUCAUCUUACCCUGAGAAUAAAGUAAAAAAGAAUUCAUGUAUCACUGUGACAAAGAAGAAUACAAAAUUUGUCAAGAAAAAAGAUUCAAAUUAGUAUGUUGAACAACUUAUUUAAUAUAUAAUUAACAAUCAAAUUUGGUAUUUAAAGCCUGAAUAGUAUAUGUAAUGAUAAGUUGUAUUUUAAGAAAUUUAUUUUGAAGGAACACUAUAAUAACAAGGAUGUUCUUCUUGAGGAGUCAUUUGUUUAUUAUACAUAUAACCUCUUUUAGAGAUGACAUAUCAAUUAGGAACAAUUCUCUUCAACAAGUUCUGUAAGGAAUAUUUUGUAGUAAAAAGACAAGUCUUUUUGACUUACCCAAUAAUCAAUAUAAUCUUUAACCUUUUAAAAUCCUUUACAAAAUUUUAUUUAUAAAUGUUCAAUACACUCCUGAGUUUUAAAUCAAACUUUCAUUUUUUCUUACAGAAAUAUAUAUAUAAUUUUUAUAUGAUAACAAAAUUGUCAAAUCCGAGCCACUUCAUGUCAUUUUAUAUUUUAUAUGGGAUUUUAUAAUGCUCUGUUCAUUCUUGAAAUUUUUACAUUACGUUCCACAUUUCUUAAGAUGCAUUUGAUAUUAUUGUUACUAGUUUUUAAUGUAACUUCACAAAUUUAAUUUAAAUAGUUUAAAACCCUUAUUGUAGAUAGAAGAAAUAGAUCUGAUAUUUUUACAUUUUUAUACCAGUUCUUGAAACAAAAUCUAAAUCUAAAUCACUAAAAUACAAUUGACAAAUUUAUAAAUUUGAUUGAAAUAUUACAUGUAUUUCACAAAUCUUUUUGUUCUGUAAUAGAAACAGAAAUUUCAAAUAUAAAGAAACUACACAAUACAAUCUUGACUCAUCACACACAUGUACAUUUGUAUGAUUUGUAUAAAUAUGUAGUUAUUAAACUAUUUAUUAACUAUUAUACUAACUCUAAUUGUAGUUUGUCUUGUCUAGUUUGUAUUUGUUUGUAAGUACAUGUAUUUAGUUGUACAUUGUAUAGGAUACUUAAUGCAUUUUUUUCAUAUUUAAUUUUAACUUAUUAGUACAAUAUUUAUAGUUUUACAUUUUAAAAUAAUGACAAAUUACUUGAACUAUGUUAUGAAUUUCCUAACAGGAAAAAAGAAAGAAAAUAACUCCUUUUGUAUACAUGUAUUUAUUAACAUUUUUGUAUUUUAUUUAUUGUAUCUGAUUUUACAGUACAAAUCAGGUCAUUGCAGUCCUUGACAUGUUGAAAAUCCUUUUAUUUCAAUAAUCACAGACUAUUGCUGAAGCUGCGUACCUUACAUACAAAACACUUAAAAGAGAUGUUUUUUCAGAUACUGGUAGAUUUUUGUCAGGUGGAUGAUGUUAAGCCUAUGAUUUGAAUAAUAGCAGGAAUGUAAUAAGAUAAGUUGUUUGAAUACAAGUUUACAAGAAAAGUACUAAUUCUCGCAAUGUUUUUUCCCAUCAGAAUUGAAAAAUUUAAAAACUGCAUGUAUAGUGUAAAACAUAUCGUUACUGAAAAACAGCUAAGAUAAAAAGUUGUGACUUAUGAAACCAGAAGAAUUAUAUGCUGUGAAAAUCUAUAUGAAAACAGUAAUAUGCAUUUAUGUAUAAAUAUUGUUUGUUUUGUAUUUUAUAUUAUAUUUAAAAAUAAAAAUCCAUUUUUAUUUUUAAAACAUAAGUAAGCACUUUGUUGCAUUAAGCCCUAAUAUAACAAACUGAACAAGAAAUGUUUAAAAUAGAAGGUAUGUUAAAAAAUAUUAGGAGUUAUUCUUGGAGAAUUAAAUGUUGUUUAAUGAUUUCAUAGAUAGACAAGUAAGACUGUGAUAUUUAAUUCAUAUAUGCAUCAUGUUUUUAGAAGUACAAUCAUGUUAAGGUUGUUGUUUUAGUUAUUUCAUUUAAAUGGUUGUGUUUUAACACUGUAGAUACAUGUAUAUAUAAAUGUCUGGUGAAGUAUAAAACCUACUGGAAACUUGUAAAGAAGCCUUAGAAUUGACGUUGAUAGCAUUUACUAAUUCUGUCUGUUUGCAUUUCAUAUGGUUAUUUCAGAGUGUGCACUCUUGUUGAUUUUUGUUCUAAGUGAUAUUUAAGAUUUCCCAUACCAAAACAUGGACUUCUCCAUUACUGCAAAUAUUAUUUGGAAAAAGCAAGCAACACACAUCUUCCUUGGAAGACUCAUAGAUGCUGAUAAAUCAAAUUUAUGUUUGUUUAAGAUUGACUAAUGCAGUUUUGAAACUUCUUUACAAGCGUUAAGUGCUUUUGUUAAAAAAAAAGUGCCAUAACAUACAAUCAUUGAACUUGUUUUUAAUUCAAUUUGUAGGGCUUGGUGACCUUAUGACACCACUUGGCAAACAUCUUCUGGUUCAUAUUACUAUAUAUUUUUAUCUUCUUAGCAUGACUUUAAUGCUAACGAUGCUUAAAAUGUUCCACUGACCACUGGAAUUUUUGUCUGAAUGACAUUGAUUUUGUUGCAGAAAAUAAUGUUGGUAUGACUAAUUAGGCCUCAACACAAAAGUCUUGUGAGCGAUACAGAGCCUCAUGCUUUAUAGGUAAAACACGUCUGUGUAAGUGAUGAAUUAGAAUUGCAUUUAUAUUCAACAUACACAAUAGUCUUUAUGUUUUAAAAAUGUACAAAGAAGUGAUGUCACUCAGGGCUGUUCAGUUUUAUCACAAGCAGGCAUUAACUCAUAUUAUUGUUACCUCACGAUUUAUGUAUAUUUUACCCUACCACACGAUCACCACUUCAGGUGUUGGUUCACCAUAUUUAAUUUCAAUUUAUGUACAUGUAAGUUUUAAGAGGUUAAUAUAGGUAUCUAUACCAUGAUAAGAUUAUAAAAUAUCGUAAUAUUAAAGAAUAUCUGGAAUGAUUGACAUCAUUAAACCAUACUACAUCAAAUCCUUAUAUAGUAAUUCUACUGAAAUAUACUAAUUAUUUUUCUCGUCAAGAAAUCCAUAGUUUACUGAGAAAUCAUGUUAUAAAUUUUGGUCAUACAGAUGGUGAUCACAUGAUUAAUUACUUUGGUCAUACAGCUGGUGAUCACAUGAUUAAUUACUUUGGUCAUACAGCUGGUGAUCACAUGAUUAAUUACUUUGGUCAUACAGCUGGUGAUCACAUGAUUAAUUACUUUGGUCACACAGCUGGUGAUCACAUGAUUAAUUACUUUGGUCAUACAGCUGGUGAUCACAUGAUUAAUUACUUUGUUCAUACAGCUGGUGAUCACAUUGUUAAUUAUUAUGGUAUAGAUUACUAAAAUAACAUGCAGAAUGUUUUGAUUUAUUUUGCUAGUUCAAGUACAUUGUUUGUAUAAUGUACUUUUGAGGCAUUAUGUGUUUCGUGUUUAAUUUAUUCUUUGCUGUAUUUGUUCAUUGAAAUAUUGUCUUUUUUCCUUUACUUUUUUUCUUUAGUUUUAGUAUUUAAAACAACAAAAAAUACUUAUUCUAGUUAGUGUUAUCUGACAGCAUUGUAAAGUAUAAAAGCUGUAUGUUAUAUUCAGGUAUUAUUUGGUGAUGAAUUACUGUCAAUUUCUUGGCGAAGUAGAUUAUGCAUACCAAUAAUAAGACAUGGUAUAAAUUUUUGAGAUGUCAUGUGUGUGACUAACAUUGGUUUGUUUUGAAAUAUACUCCUUUCAUGGGUUAAACAGCUAUAGAAGGACAGAAAAUAAAGCAAAAUUUCAAAAUUCUAAUUAUUUGGCUUGCACAUGCUACAAAUACCAUACAGCAUAACUGUUGUCCAUAAAGAUAUUUUGACAGUAAGUGUAUAUUUAUUUAUCUUUCCACUGUCGAAAUUAAUCUUGGCCAUACUUUUGCUUUAUGUUAAUUCAGCAAAAAUGUUCUGUAAUGAGCCUAUUUUUGCUAAAAUCUGAAAAAAAAACUCCCUUAUGACACACUUUUAUGAUGUCAAAGACAAAAUGGUAUAAUCAAUGCUUAGCAAAUAUUUAAGUUUUAUGAAAGCCAUUCUUUAAGCUUAUAAUCAAGAAUUUGAUUUGUAAUGACCAGAUUAUGAUUUUUAAUUUUAUGUGAAUUUUCAGAGCCAAAUAAGCCUCAAAAUGUACUUGAAUGCACUUAUUUUCAACUGUCUUCAGCAAUCAAAAUCCCUGUGUCUGUGUUUCCUUGUGUCGGGUCUUGUAAGCACACUCACGUCCACAUUUCAUAUCAAAGGUUUAUAUCAGCAAUGUCAUGGACAAGUUUUGAAAAUUAGUGCCAAUCAACCAUUUUUACUAGAGUUGUGUCCCUUGGAAAUGUAAAUUCUAAUGGAAAUUGCAUUGUAACAGCUUUCAUGCAUACAUUUAUUGUCAAAUUUUUAUGAAAUUUCUAUCAAUGCCUAUAAUCAACCAUUUUGACAAGAAUUAUGUCUCUUUGAAAUGUGAUUUAAAUUGAACAUUUAAUUGUAAGAAAAUUGCACACCUACAUUUUUUGUAAAAAAAAUUAUGUAACAUAUAUUUUAAAGUUUUAUUUCAUCAAGGUAUAACUAUUGGAAGAGUUCAAAAUUCAGUGUCAAUAACAUAUAUUUUCUGGAGCCCCUUGAAAAUAGAAAUUAUAUGGAAAAUAACAUUGUAAGCGAUUCAUGUCUACAUUUCUGCAGGAUUUAUGAAAAAGUUUAAAACAACAAAAACAUUGUAAUUUGGAUUUAUUACCCUUGGACAGAGAAACUAUGUGGAUAAGUAGGGUACACUGUUGUUUUUUUAUAUUGCUAGAUAACUUUUAAGGUUAAAUGCAGUAUUGACUGUAUAAACCAAUAUACCAAGUAAACAAUAUGAAUGUUCUCCCUUUAAAUUAUCAUAAUUAAGGAAGUUAUUAUUGUUUUUUUCCUAAUCUAUUAGCAACCUAGAUAUCUGAAUGAUAUUGCUAGUAUCAAAGAACUACCAUGACUGUCAAAAAAAUUGCAUCAGAUUUGGAAAAUUUACCAUUCUAUAUUUUGUGGGUUAGUGUUUAUGUAUACAUGUAAUUGUUUUUAUGUCAUGGUUGUUACUAUUUUUUUACACAUUUUACACUUACUCCUAUUAAAACUGUUAAUUAUAGAAAGAAAAUAAAACGAAUUACUAAAA